Molecule: messenger RNA, 1727 nt
Organism: Manihot esculenta (cassava)
Lineage: Eukaryota; Viridiplantae; Streptophyta; Magnoliopsida; Malpighiales; Euphorbiaceae
Product: UDP-glycosyltransferase 84B2
Exons: 1
Coding region: 252-1727 (491 amino acids)
Molecular function (GO): UDP-glycosyltransferase activity
Source: RefSeq, a predicted model, not a curated record
UAAAACAGAAGGUGCAGUUGGAAGCAUUACACGAAGGCAGCUGCUCUCAUCAACUGCACUUGUCUUGAUUUAGAGCUAGGAAUAUCCACGGACAAAAUCCAAAUCAUCGCGUUGUCCUUUUAGAAGACAGUAACUGCAAUCAACUUUAAAAUAGCCAAUAAAUCUCACUAGGGAAUCUGACUUCUGAGCAGUUGUAACUUCCUUACAGUUUUCUUUUUCUUCUAGCUCGAGAGAUCAUCGGAAAAGAGAAAAUGGUGGCUCAAAAAAAACAUUUUCUUCUGGUUACAGUAACCUUGCAGGGCCACUUGAAUCCUAUGCUUAGGCUUGCUCAACGCCUUGUUUCAAAAGGCAUUAAUGUCACAAUUGCCACCAACAACCAUGUGUCAAGCCACCGGAUGCUCAAGUCGACCAGAGCCUUCACCAACAAUUUGCAUGCUGCCGCUGCUGCCCAGAACACAGCUCCUAAACCCCCUGGAAUUAGUCUUGUGUUCUUCUCUGAUGGCCUCAGUCUGGAAUUUGAUCGCAACAAAGACGUUGAUUCGUUCAUCAAGUCGCUGAGGACAACAGGAGCCAAGACUCUGUCAACUCUCGUAGCUGAUUUCAUAGCACAGGACAAUAAAUUUUCUUGCAUUAUCUGUAAUCCUUUUAUGCCAUGGGUCGCAGAUAUUGCUGCUGAAUAUGGUAUCCCUUGUGCUGUGCUUUGGAUCCAAGCAUGCACUGUCUUAUCUGUUUACUAUCUUUACUUCAAGAAUUUCAAUUUGUUUCCUGCCAUUGAUGAGAACCCAGAUAAAUCUUUAGAGUUGCCUGCAGUGUCAGUUUUACAGGUAAAAGAUCUUCCUUCCUUCAUCUUGCCAUCAAGUCCUCCCAUAUUCCGUGAAACAUUAUCUCAUUUUUUCCAAAAUUUGGAUAAAAUAAAAUGGGUUUUGGUGAAUUCUUUUGCUGAAAUGGAGAAGGAGGCAGUGAGUUUCAUGGGUGUUCUCCAUCCUAUUUAUCCCAUUGGGCCUUUGGUGUCACCAUUUCUGUUAGGAGAAGAAGAGAAGACUAUUGGCAGUGUUGAUAUAUGGGAUGCUGAAAAUUCUUGCAUAGAGUGGCUUGACAAGAAACCACCAUCGUCGGUCAUUUACAUUUCAUUUGGCAGCAUAAGCGUGUUGUCACAAAAACAAAUGGAUGACCUAGCCAUGGGAUUAAAAAACAGCAACAAACCAUUUCUUUGGGUGAUUAGGACUGCAGAGAAAAAUUCUGAGAAGAAAGGUGGUGAAUUGCCGGCUAAGUUCAAGGAGGAGACCAAGGAGAAGGGCUUGGUAGUGACAUGGUGCCCACAAGAGAAGGUGUUACUGCACCAAGCUGUGGCUUGCUUCAUUACACAUUGUGGGUGGAACUCCGCGCUGGAGACGGUGGUAGCAGGGGUACCUGUCGUUGCUUAUCCGGGGUGGACAGAUCAACCAACAGUUGCUAAGUUUUUGGUUGAUGUUCUGAAGAUUGGCAUUAGGGUGAAAGCCGAAGAUGAGGUUGCAAGCGCCGGAGAGGUUGAAAGGUGCAUUUUUGAGGUGACUGAUGGAGCAGAAGCAAAAGAGAUGAAGAAAAGGGCGUUGGAGUUGAAGGAGGCGGCCAAGAAAGUGGUGGCGGAUGGUGGUUCUUCUGAUCAGAAUAUUACUCAGUUUAUCAGCGAGAUUUUCCUGCGACGUGUGAAAGGAGUGGAAGAGAAGGAAAAUGAUGAAAAUGCUUAA